This is a messenger RNA of Monoraphidium neglectum, 369 nucleotides long. RefSeq lists its product as hypothetical. Bases 1 to 369 code for a protein of 122 amino acids. The record is from RefSeq and is a predicted model, not a curated record. The transcript has 5 exons. Lineage: Eukaryota; Viridiplantae; Chlorophyta; Chlorophyceae; Sphaeropleales; Selenastraceae.
AUGGGGCCCAGCGGUGACCAGGAGCCGCGCACCAAUAACUUCCAGCGCGCGGGGCUGUAUGUUGAGCAGGAGGUGCGGUGGUACGAUCACUUCUACGACAUCAAGGCGACCGGCCCCGCCAUGAGCUGCGGCGACACAUACUUCUGCCCCCUGCCGGGCGACCCCGCGUCUCGCAAGCCCGCCCCCAUCACCAGCGCCGCCCCCGUUGACUGCGUCGACAUGGCGCCGCCCAACACGCUGUGCACCGCCGUCAAGUGCGCCUACAAGUACUGGCCGGGCUGCUCAAACAGUGACAUCAUCAGCGGCGGCUUCUGCGCGAGCAGCUGCAGCCGCUGCCCCGCCGCGGCGGUGUGCCUUGUUGUGGUGUAG